CCAGAAUGCACGGCAGCAUCCAAGCCUUCCUCAACCGCCAAGGAGUGCUGCAUCACGUCGUUAUUAAUGACCUCCAACAGGUCUUGGAGAAGGAGCAAAAUCAGGCGCAGGCGAAGCCUAUCAACAGCAAGGACGACACUCGCAUUUCAUUCACCAAGUACGAACGCUACGAUGAUAUUCGGAAGUACUUGUCGCAGUUGGAAUCAAGCUAUCCCCGUACAGUGACUGUGCAGGCCAUCGGAAACACAUCCGAGGGACGCCCUAUAGAUAUCAUCCAGAUAUCCUCUGGAGGGGGCGGCAGCAGGCCCGUCAUCCUGAUCGACGCGGGCAUCCACGCCAGGGAGUGGAUCGCGCCAGCUGCCGCUCUCUACGUCAUCAACCAGCUGGUCGAGAACGCAACGGCGAGUUCGCUCACAGGCAGCGUCGACUGGCACAUCAUCCCUUUGCUCAACCCUGAUGGCUACGAGUACUCUCUCACAAAGGACCGCAUGUGGAGGAAGACAAAAUCAAGAAAAUCCGGUUCGUGCUUUGGAGUGGAUGCCAACAGGAACUUUGGUUUCCACUGGAACGAGAUCGGCGCCAGCAACAACCCCUGCUCUGAACUCUAUGCUGGCCCUCAUGCCUUCUCAGAACCUGAGACGCAAGCUCUCCGAGACUACGUCCUGAAGAACUCCAAACGCAUCAAGCUCUACCUAACGUUUCAUAGCUAUGGACCCCAAAUACUCUAUCCGUGGGGAUACACUAGCGAACUGCCUGACGACUGGAAAACCCUGGACGCCUUGGCAAGCAAAGCAAAUGAAGCCCAGAUAGCUGCUGGGGGUCCUAAGUACGGGGUCGGCAGCUCUACAAACGUCUUGUACGCUGCCGCAGGCGGCAGUGAUGACUGGAUCAAGGGUGUUGGCGGAGUAGCCCUCUCCUACACCAUCGAAUUUCCCGGUGGUGGUAGCAUGGGUUUCUUCCCUCCAGCAUCAGACAUCCUGAAAAUCGUGACGCCAUUCUUCGAAGCCGUGCGCGUCUACGGGAAAUAUGUUGCUGAUAACUAUGGAUAAAAAGAAAUACCACUAACUGAUCAUUUGCACAUGAUACACGUAUUGCUGGAAUAAACAGAGAAUACUUUAUAA
Molecule: messenger RNA, 1121 nt
Organism: Schistocerca gregaria
Lineage: Eukaryota; Metazoa; Arthropoda; Insecta; Orthoptera; Acrididae
Product: carboxypeptidase B-like
Exons: 8
Coding region: 6-1049 (347 amino acids)
Biological process (GO): proteolysis
Molecular function (GO): metallocarboxypeptidase activity; zinc ion binding
Source: RefSeq, a predicted model, not a curated record